Gymnodraco acuticeps is the source of this 4949-nucleotide messenger RNA. RefSeq names its product inactive carboxypeptidase-like protein X2. The transcript has 22 exons. The record is from RefSeq and is a predicted model, not a curated record. Lineage: Eukaryota; Metazoa; Chordata; Actinopteri; Perciformes; Bathydraconidae. The coding region runs from base 620 to 4474 and encodes 1284 amino acids. Gene Ontology annotation, biological process: negative regulation of transcription by RNA polymerase II; proteolysis. Gene Ontology annotation, molecular function: zinc ion binding; RNA polymerase II transcription regulatory region sequence-specific DNA binding; metallocarboxypeptidase activity.
GAGUCUGCAGGGUUAAAGCUCUCCGUGAGGAAUUCAACAGGAGCUGCAGACGGAAAGAAAGAUCUGACUUCUUUCUUCAACCCAGGAGGUGCAAGCCCUAUAGUCUGAGGCCUCACCUGCCCUCCCUCAUCCUCCCCCCGCCGUCUCCUGUCUGAUCCCUGCACCUGUUCUGACUCGUCGUCAGCCAGGUGAGGGGGGAUCCUCUGGCCUUGCGCUGUUUUUGCAGCUGACCGUAGCUGUGGGGCAAUUAGGAAACCAGUCCAUUCAUUUGACUGGAUUGCUGCUUUGCUCUGUAUCUCUCUUUCUUUCUCUCUCGCUCUCUCUCUCUCUCUCUCUCUCUCUCUCUCUCUCUCUCUCUGUAUAACCCACCUCCCUGCAUAUCCCUACCCCCCUCCCACUCCAUCUCAGUCUAGCCCAGUCUGUUUGACAUUGUGUGUGUGUGAGGAGCUGCAGAAGUUUCCCUGCUGGAGUAAAAAGUGUGGAUCACAUUGCAAAGGACACAGGGGAAGGAAAGGUUGAGAAGGAAUUCUUCUGCUGGACGAGGUUGGAUUGAGGCGACUGAGAUUGAAUCGGAAAAAACUCCAAACCAAAGGAUUGUGCAUUUGGAAGAGCAGCAGGUAUGAAAAGCCAGACUGUGGUUGUGUCUGUGGCUCUGCUGGCCCUGUGCUGCCUGCUGAUCCCCAGAGGAGGGGAGAGUGCUGGGGGGAUCGUUUCUCUGCGGCAGGCUGAAGCAGAGAAGCAGGCUGGGGAUCAGCUGCAAGAUGAGCCCCUGGAAGACCCAGAGAGUGAGCAAGUACUCGCAGGGGACCCUCACCCACUGGGGAGCAGCAAAAGGGGAAAGAGAGACACAGAGGAGGCUGCACAGGCAGGUAUUUCUGGCAGGGUGAGGAGAGAGCCAGAAGAAGGUAAAAAGAAGAAGAAGGACAAGAAGAAGAAAAAAGAGCCGAAGGACCCCAACGCCACCAAAAAGCCCAAGACUGACAAGAAGGGAAAGAAGAAGGACAGGAAAACAACAACAACAACAACAACGCCAACAACAACAACAACAACUGAACCACCCACCACAACAGUGAUCCCGACUGAACCGCCCACUGAACCGUACACUGACUACGUCUAUCCUGAUGUUGACAAUGAAUACUGGAAACCAGAAGAUGACUACUGGGAUGCCGAUCCCACACCAGCCGGGCCUGAGCCUGAAGCUCCAGAAACAGAUCUUCCUUAUGAUGACUAUAAGCUGGAGGAGGAAGACCUGGCUGCUCCAGUGACAGAUAUUCCGUAUGAUGACUAUAAUCCGGAGGAGGAAGACCUGGCUGCUCCAUUAACAGAUCUUCCAUACGAUGACUAUAAGCCGGAGGAGGAAGACCCGGCUGCUCCAGUGACAGACGUCUACGAUGACUACUGGAAACCCAAGGAGGAAGAGCCAUCCACUCGGGCGCCUAAUGCUUACGAUGACUACUGGACCCCAGACGAUAAAGAACCAUACGUUCCUGUGACUGAUAAUUACGACACCUAUUGGAAAGAGGACCCGACGCCCCCCACCCCAGAGGUGGAUGGGAAGACUGAUAACUCCGACUACUGGGACAAAAAUUAUGAGGUGCCGGAGAAUCUUCCAUUCCCUGAUGGUAAAGAGGUCAGCCCUGAAAUCGAAGUAGAAAUUAUACCAGAGGAGCCCACAGCCACUCCUCCCGAUGAGGGGACAUGGUAUGAUGAUUACGACGAAUACGGAAAUAGCAGGAAAGGAGCAGAGACUGAGGACAAAUGGAUGGAGAAGGAGAGAGAAAGAGCAGCAAAAGAAAGAGCAAGGGAAGAGAAAGAGAGAGCGGAGAAGCUGAAGGAGGCCGAGGAGCGGGCCAGGAACAGACCGCGCGUCUUCAAAGAGCCAAAGAAGUGCCCUCCCCUGGGGAUGGAGUCCCACAGGGUCGAGUCGGACCAGCUCACAGCCUCCUCCAUGUCUCAGUAUAUCUUUGCACCUCAGAGGGCGCGACUCAACAUGCAGGGCUCAGAUGAUGAAGACAACAUGAGAGGAGGAGCGUGGUGUGCAAACCAGGAGGAUAAGAUCCACUGGUUUGAGAUUGAUGCUCGCAGAGAGACGGAGUUCACAGGAGUCAUAACCCAAGGACGAGACUCCAUGAACGCGAGUGACUACGUGUUGUCCUACUUCCUGGCUUUCAGCAAUGACAGCAGAGAGUGGACCACCAUCCAUGAUGGGUACACUGACUGGUUGUUUUUUGGAAACAGUGAUAAAGACACUCCGGUGAUGAAUCAGCUGGCAGAGCCUGUGCUGGCUCGCUACAUCAGAAUCAUCCCUCAGAGCUGGAACGGCUCCCUCUGCAUGAGGCUGGAGGUCCUCGGCUGCCCACGGCCCGAUCCAGUGGAUGUUCAGUACAGGCAGAAUGAAGUGACUCCAGUGGAUUACCUAAAGUUCAGACAUCACAGCUACUCAGAGAUGGUUGAAGUCAUGAAGUCUGUGAAUUCAGAGUGUCCCAACAUCACCAGCGUCUACAGCCUGGGCCGCAGCUCCAAGGGACUCGAUAUCAUGGCCAUCAUCAUCUCCAGCAACCCCACAGAGCACGAAAUAGGUGAGCCAGAGCUGCGCUUCACGGCCGGUCUUCACGGAAACGAGGCAGUGGGCCGGGAGAUGCUGCUGCUCCUCAUGCAGUACCUGUGCAAAGAGUACAAAGACAGAAACCCCAGAGCGCAGCGUCUGGUGGAGGGAAUACGCAUCCACCUGGUGCCCUCGCUCAACCCCGACGGACACAUGGAAGCUUUUGAAGCGGGAUCAGAGCUGAGUGGAUGGACCACGGGACAUUUCACUGAUGACGGCUUUGACAUCUUCCAGAACUUCCCCGAACUUAAUAGUAUCCUAUGGGAUGCUGAUGAUAAGGGUCUUGUGCCAAAACUCACUCCCAAUCACCACGUGCCUAUACCCGACAACUACGAGACCAACAGCUCGUUUGCUGUGGAAACCAAAGCGGUAAUCUCCUGGAUGAAUAGCUAUCCAUUUGUGUUAGGUGCAAACUUCCAGGGUGGGGAGUCAAUUGUAGCCUACCCUUAUGACAGCUUACGUCUCAACAAGCCUGCAGAGAGCCAGAAACCUCACAGCCGCAAGAAGAGACAGUAUGAAGAGGAAAGUUUUGAUGGGACAGAGUGGGGAAGGGGCUACCACACAGAGCCGGAGGAAGACUGGCGAUCAAGAGGACAUUCAGAGCCAGAAGAGGAGGAGAGGGGAUACGACCACAACCAAGGUUACGAACAUGGCUACGAUCAAAACCAAGGACAUGACCGUGGGUAUGAACACAACCAGGGAUACGACCGUGGAUACGACCGAAACCAAGGAUACGACCGAAACCAAGGAUACGACCGAAACCAAGGAUACGAACAUGGCUACGACCAAAACCAAGGUUACGACCAAAACCAAGGUUAUGAACAAAACCAAGGUUAUGAACAAAACCAAGGUUAUGAGAGAAGAGAGGAGGAAGAGGAUGAUCGAGGAAGAGGUGCCGAUAAUCAGUACGGGGAGCCUGAAGAUGAGCCUCGGAUGAUCCCAGACGAGUCCCUCUUCAGGUGGCUGGCUGUCUCCUACGCUUCCACUCACCUGACCAUGACGCACAACUACCAGGGCUCCUGCCACGGAGACAACGCCGCAGGGACGCACGGCAUCGUCAACCGGGCCACAUGGAAGCCAAUCAAAGGAAGUAUGAAUGAUUUCAGCUACCUGCACACCAAUUGCUUUGAGCUUUCUAUAUUCCUGGGAUGUGAUAAAUUCCCUCAUCAGAAUGAGUUGGUGUAUGAGUGGGAGAAGAACAGAGAAGCAAUGCUCAUCUUCAUGGAGCAGGUGCACCGUGGUAUCCGAGGCAUUGUGAAGGAUCAGCAGGGGAACCCCAUUUCGAACGCCACUGUGUCUGUAGAGGGAGUAAACCAUGAUGUCACGACAGCCCAAACAGGGGAUUACUGGCGGCUGCUAAACCCGGGGGAGUACCGCGUGACGGCUCGAGCUGAGGGAUACUCCCCUGUGACUAAACUCUGUGUGGUGGGGUAUCAGUCAGUGGCAACCGCCUGCAGCUUCAACCUGGCCAAGUCCAACUGGGACCGCAUCAAACAGAUCAUGGCCCUCAAUGGCAACAAGCCCAUUCGACUCAGCUAUGGCAACAACAAAGUGCAGUCACCGGCAGUUGGGAGUGGCAACAGACGUUUUGUAAACGGCAACAAUGGGGUUACAGCGAACUCGGGAGUCAUCGCCGAGCGGCAGAAGAGGCUCAGGAUAGCUCGCAUCCGUCGCCUUCGUCAACAGAGAUUACUGAAGUUAAGACCAACGACGACGUUACCCCCGACAACCACAAUUCCCACAACGCCAGAGACAACCACUUUCUGGUACGACUCCUGGACCGUAGGGGAGGGACAGUCCUCCACGCUUGGCGGAUUCACAGACUCCAUCCUGGACUAUAACUAUGAAUACAAGAUCGAUGACUAUUAAUCUUACACACACAAUUCAGUAAAUAUGCAUCUUUCCUCUCCUUCAAGUAGUUCUAAUUGCCAUGUUGUACUUUGAGCAGGCUGAUAAGGAAUCCUGUCUUUGUGACAGACAAGCAAUGGGAAGGCACAGAAUAUUAACUAGUAAUUGACUUGUAUAAAGAUAGUGUAUCUAUAACAGAACGCCUCUUCACAGAUAUUGUUAUAACAUUUCCGUUUUCAGUUCACACUGCAUUGUUCUAACUUGUUACACAGUCUGUUUGCGUCAUGAAAAUAUGUUUAUUGUAGAUGCACAUAAAAAAAAAAGUAGUUUUUUUUUUUACUUCAGAGUUAUUUACACAUAUUUUUACAGUAUGAAAAGUCACAAAAGGGUUCAAAAAGCUUACAGCGAUUCAGAGGGAAAGGGUCUUUUGUCAUGUUGCCUCAGACGCAGCAAUAAAGUAGUUAUUUUUCAAAUAAAGGUUUGUUACUGUAAUACA